Papilio machaon (common yellow swallowtail) is the source of this 2208-nucleotide messenger RNA. RefSeq names its product nuclear protein localization protein 4 homolog (gene Npl4). The transcript is spliced from 11 exons. Bases 41 to 1891 code for a protein of 616 amino acids. Lineage: Eukaryota; Metazoa; Arthropoda; Insecta; Lepidoptera; Papilionidae. Gene Ontology annotation, biological process: ubiquitin-dependent protein catabolic process. Gene Ontology annotation, molecular function: ubiquitin protein ligase binding; ubiquitin binding. The record is from RefSeq and is a predicted model, not a curated record. Gene Ontology annotation, cellular component: nucleus.
AUAUGUCAUAUGUCAGUUUAGUUUGUAUUGCUGUUGGUAUAUGUAUAGUAAUUUACUAAAUAAAAUGUCAGGAUCUAAAAAGAUGACGCUGCGAGUGCAGUCGCCGGAGGGCACCUCACGGAUUGAGGUGCUGGACACAGACGUUACGUCGCGGUUAUAUGAAUGUGUCUAUGAAGUCUUACGCCUCAAUACCUUUGGAUUUUCCCUGUACCGCGACCGACAGCGCAAAGAGGAGAUUGUUUCGAGUAAAUCACAUACACUUCGUGAAUACGGUUUACAGCACGGCGACAUGUUGUAUCUGAAUCCAGUGAACGGCACAGUGUUAUUUGACCAGCCCUCCACUAGCGCAGAGGACAACAACAAGCCAUCGGGGGAGCCGGUGGGCGCGGGCCCCUCCACCUCGAGUAUGCAAGCGGCCGCCCCCAAACCUGAAGAAGAUGAAGUGGAUCUAGAGCUAUACAAACUUUCCGGUGCCAUCCAGAGAGAGCGAGAUGACAAAUUAUGUCGGCACAACUCCAAGGGGUGCUGCGUGCACUGCUCGCCGCUGGAGCCCUGGGACGAGGGCUACCUGCGGGAGCACAACAUCAAGCACAUGUCCUUCCAUGCCUACCUGCGCAAGAUUACUUCCGGAAAAUUUAUUUCUUUGGAUGAACUUUCGUGCAAAAUCAAACCAGGCUGCAAGGAGCACCCGCCAUGGCCGCGCGGCAUCUGCUCGGCGUGCCAGCCGGGCGCCGUGACUCUCAACCGGCAGCCCUACCGGCACGUGGACAACGUGCUGUUCCAGCACCCCGCCCUGGUGGAGCGCCUGCUGGCUUACUGGCGCGCCACCGGCCACCAGCGCCUCGCCUUCCUCUACGGCCGCUACGAGCGUCACCCCGACGUGCCCCUCGGUAUCCGCGCGCGUGUCACUGCGGUGUGGGAGCCGCCGCAGGAGAGCGGGCGCGACUCCAUCGUGCUGGGCGAGGAGCCGCACGCCGCGCUGCUGGCGGAGCUGGCCGCCCGGCUGGGGCUGCGCCGCCUCGGCUGGAUCUUCACCGACCUGCUGCCCGAGGACCUGGCCGCCGGCACCGUGCGACAUCUCAGGGGAGUGGACACACACUUCCUGUCUGCGCAGGAGUGCAUCACUGCGGGGCACUUUCAGAACCUGCAUCCCAACGCGUGUCGACAUUCCUCCUCCGGAUACUUCGGCUCCAAGUUCGUCACCGUCUGCGUCACAGGUGACAGCGAGAAGCAGGUGCACCUGGAGGGGUACCAGGUGUCGGGGCAGUGCCAGGCGCUGGUGCGGGAUGGCAUCCUGCUGCCGACCAGGGACGCCCCCGAGCUGGGCUACAUCCGCGACUGCAGCGCGAACCACUACGUACCAGAUGUCUACUACAAGGAGCGCGACGCGUACGGCAACGAGGUGGGCGUGUCCGCGCGCCGCGUGCCCGUCGCCUACCUGCUGGUGGACGUGCCGGUGGGCGUGGCCCGCCAGCCCCCCGCCCCGCACGCCCCGCCCCCUACACGCUCCGCCCCGCCCAUGGCGCUGCACUCGCUGCGAGACCUGCACCGACACCUCGAGGCCGCGCCCUCCUUCCUCGAGGCGAUGUCGGAGCUGCACGUGCUGCUGUACCUGUGCACCAACGAGGCUCUGCCGCUGUCGCUGUCGUGCAUGUCGCCCCUGCUGGCGGCGGUGCGGGCGCAGGACGCGGCGGGCGCCGAGCGGUGGCGAGCGGGGCCGCAGCCCGCCACUCUGCUGCAGCUGGCGCGCGCGGCGGCGGAGGGCGAGGGCGAGAUGUCGCCAGCGUCCGGCGCCGGCGCCGCGCUCUGGACCUGCGCCCUCUGCACCUACCACAACGCGGCAGACCUGCGCGCCUGCGAGAUGUGCGCCAUGCCAAGGAACGACAUGUAAAGAUGUCCGGCCUCGUGCGGUGCAGCUUCAGGAGCAGUGCGGCCGCACUUUGCACCGGACACCGGAACUCUCCCGAGACUUAAUAUAAAGAUUAUAUUUUUAUAGUCGACGACUACUUUAAUUCCACAAAUGUAAAUCAAAACUUUAUAUAUUUCCAACUCUGCCCUACAUUUAAAUUAAAUAAUUCGGUGGUAAAUUUGUUUGACAACAACAUGAUCCGGCGCCGGUACUGCGACAUGUGUACUGCGACAUGUGUACUGCGACAUGUGUACUGCUACAUGUGUACUGCGACAUGUGUACUGCGACAUGUGUACUGC